AUGAGCCUCCCGUUUCCACCCCCAGUUAAGCUGCCGCAGGGCUUUACCAUGUCUAGAUGCACACCGCAAGAUGUGCAAGAUAUGGAUGCUUUUUCCAACUCUGAAUACACAUACUGGUGGGGUCGGGUCGAACCCAUGAGGUCGUGGCAAGCAGAGCGCAUCGCACAACGCUUCCAGGACGCGGCAGUCCAGCAGUUCAAAGUCGUCGACGACGCAAAUGGAGUAAUUGUCGCGUGGGCAAAGUGGGACCCUCCCUCCAAAAUGGUAGGCUUGAGGGAGGGUUUCACGAUUUACGAUGAGGCAGGCCAACCUGUGAGCACAAGUAGCAGCCUCCAUACUCAUAGCAAGGGCGCGGAAGGGACAGGGAAAGAGGCGAGCAAUCUAGGUCCACCAGCCGGGUCCAAUAUCGCACUUUUCCACGGGUUCUUUGAUGGAAUCACAAGAAUGGAGGAGAAGCACCAAGCAAGCGAGAAAUUGGUGCUUACGCAUCUAUGCACUCGACACAGUCACCAUGGGCGUGGCCUCGGGUCAGUACUGCUGGCUAGCGUACUGGAGCUCGCAGAUAAGGAAGGCCUCUCUACGUAUCUGGAGGCGACACGAGUAGGGGUAUCACUGUAUCAAGGACUGGGCUUUGAGAUCGUCGACAAGCUAGAAUUUGAUCGAUCCGAGACAGGGUUAGAUACUCCGGCUGUCCUCCAGAUCAUGGUAAGGGAGCCGCGAGCUCCUUGA
Messenger RNA from Xylaria bambusicola, 729 nucleotides. RefSeq lists its product as uncharacterized. The transcript is spliced from 6 exons. The record is from RefSeq and is a predicted model, not a curated record. Gene Ontology annotation, molecular function: acyltransferase activity, transferring groups other than amino-acyl groups. The coding region runs from base 1 to 729 and encodes 242 amino acids. NCBI's taxonomy places the organism in Eukaryota, Fungi, Ascomycota, Sordariomycetes, Xylariales, Xylariaceae.